GCUGGAUCUCCACCUCCGUACUUCCGUAGCUCUUCCUUCUUUAUCAAUUCGCCCCCCUCGCGUUGCUUCUUCCCCUCGAACGAACCCCGCGGAGACAAGACAACCACCACCAAGUCUACUCCCCGUCCACGCCAAUCUUCUUCCUCCUCCUCCUCCGCCGCCUACACCUCGUCGCCGCCGGCCUCCAUGAUGAAGGACAAGAUGAAGGAUCUCAUGAAGAAGGUCACCUCCUCCUCCGCCCCGUCCUUCAAGGGCCCCUCCCACGUCCUCGGCUCCGGCCCUCCCCCCUCCGCCUCCACCUCCUCCUCCCGCCCCUCAAACCCUAACCCUAACCCCAGGCCCGCCCCCAAGCAGCAGCCCCCGCGCCCGGCCGGCCCCUCCGAAUUCACCCCCUUCACCCCCUUCACCGCCGUCAUCUCCUCCUUGCCGUGAUGGACGAGACUCCUGCCGAAGCAAGGCUUAGCGGGAUCAGGCAGGCUGUGCUCCUGCUUGAGAGGUCCCAUCCUUCGGCACCGCUACCGACGCUGGCCGGGUCUGAGUCCAAAGAGAGCUGCCGCAGCGGAGUCGAUGAGCAAAAGGAGGUUAACAAGAUUGUUGAUCGUCAGAUUCGGGUAUUCUUCAAUGUCCCUGGAAGUUCUGUUGCAGAAAUUGAUACACCGGAUUCUUUCUACAAACUUAGUGGUGAGGAGGUAAGGAAUGAGGCAAAGAUGAGGAGGGAAAGGCUGGAACAAUCUCGGUUGCUAAUUCCAAAGUCAUAUAAGGAGAAGCAGGCACUGGCUGCUCGACAGAAGUACAAACAAGCUGUCAUCCGAGUUCAGUUUCCUGAUGGAGUAAUUCUCCAGGGUGUAUUCCUUCCAGCGGAGGCUACUGGUUCACUAUAUGAGUUUGUCGCGGAUGCUUUGAAGCAGCCAGGUUUGGAAUUUGAUCUUAUCUGUCCAGCUGUUCCUAGGUCACGUGUGCUACCGCAUUCCCCAAAUACAGGAGAGCGGGCACGCACGUUGCAAGAUGAAGGCCUAGUACCUUCUGCUCUCCUCAAAUUCAAGCCCAAUGAGACUGAUUCUGUUGUGUUCACCGGCUUGCUUGACAAGCUUCUGGAGGCUAGUGAACCAUUUACAGCUGCAUCCUCUUGAUUGUUGGAGUUCAGGCCCACAUUCUCCCCUCAAAUCUUCUGUUACAUUGGACUUCAUACUGUUGUAACUCAGUCACAGGGAUAUGUCAUCUGCAUACUCGUUAGGUUGAUUGAUAGUCUGGUACAUAGAUUGCUUGGCGAUUGCCAUACUUUACAUGGUAAAACCCAAUAAUUCAUCAGUCGCACCGUCAACUGUACCUGAGCGAUGAGUGAGCUAUACAAUGUGUACAACACAUUAACUUCCCUUGAUGUUGCAUUUGAUACUAGAACUAUCGUUAAUUCAGUAUCCCCUCUAUUGUUAGGUUUA
Molecule: messenger RNA, 1436 nt
Organism: Triticum aestivum (bread wheat)
Lineage: Eukaryota; Viridiplantae; Streptophyta; Magnoliopsida; Poales; Poaceae
Product: plant UBX domain-containing protein 2
Biological process (GO): defense response to fungus; DNA repair
Molecular function (GO): protein binding; DNA binding
Source: RefSeq, a predicted model, not a curated record